Amoebophrya sp. A120 is the source of this 3452-nucleotide messenger RNA. The record is from the annotation of a GenBank genome assembly. NCBI's taxonomy places the organism in Eukaryota, Dinophyceae, Syndiniales, Amoebophryaceae.
AGUUACAGCACUAGAGCUUCUUCAAGAGCAAGAGCAUCUCCGGGUGUGCUUUUUUCGCUGUUGCUUCGAUGAUAUAUUCACAACGCCGCUGCUGAUGUGGACUAAAGAUGUACAACUUAGUACUAGAGUAAGAGUUUGCAAAGUAGAACCAAGUUCCUGUUGUCGUGGUGUCUGUCGUGCAGCUGCGAGAGAUGAAAUAGAAGUACCUAGUUCGUUGGACACGACAUCGAUAGGAUCAAAUAACUCCUGCACGACCAACAUGCCGGAAUCUUUCGGCCAGUCCUCCAGUAGUUCCUCAUCCUCGACGACGGAUCUCGCGACGGACAGACGACCCCCCCAGGGCGGGUGCGAUGGCGUGGUCUGCCUCCUGGGGUGCCUCAUGGCGGUGCCGGGGGUGAAGAAACGGAUCGUGAAUUCGGUGGCGUUUUUAUCCUAAGUAAAAACGUUCCCACCCCAUGUUCAAGAUGGGAAAUUUGCUUAGACAAAUCAACAAGCAUUGGCUGUUGCGCAUGACAAGUCUGGCCCUCUGGUGCAGUCCUGUUUCGCUCUUUCAGCAGCAUCGCAGCCCUAACCUAUUACGCUGAUGGGAGGGAGCCUUACAGAUGCCAAACGCACGAGGACAAAUGCUUCUCAUGGGGCUCCGGAUUCGCAUGACAGCCAUGGGGUGGGGGCGUUUUUACAUAGGAUAGCUUUUCCCCCCCUGUCCGCCGGGGUAUUACCUGAGCGACACGGGGAAAGCGUUGCUGUGUUCUAGGAGCUCAUCUCCGUUUCCCGAACCGAUUCCGGACCUGUCCACGGCUUUGGGGAUAACGUAUCCUGAGUGAAAACGUCCCCACCUCCACAGAGUCAACAUCGGGAAGCUGCUACACAAAUAAGCAAGCUUUGGCUAUUGCGCAUCACAAUUUUUCGUUUUGGUGCGCAAUGUAGUGGCGUUCAGCUAGGGCAGUAGUUUCAAAGAUCCAGCAGUUUCCGCUGAUUCGAGCAUCACAAAAUCCAAAGCAACGCUAGACAAUUCUUCUCAACAUCAUGGGGCUUCGCAUGAGAGAAUAGUUUAUUGACCAUGCAGAUCUCCAUAAAACAAACCUGGGGCCGCGCGGACGUUUUUACACAGGAUAUUACGGUAGAAACGGUCACGCUGCACACGGUAGUCGGAAACGAACUCAGGGCGUUUCACUUCAAAAAAACAGCAGCUGGGGGCGCCGGAGGAGAUCAUGCCAAAGUGGCAGGAUCAUCGUCAAGCAGCUCUCUGGCAAGGAAAGGAAAGAUAUCGCAAGAAAAAACUGUUUCAUUAUAAUGAACUUGUGAUGCAGGGGAUGGACGAGCACGAGAGCACAGUCGUAAUUUGAUGUCUUCCUUCUACAUCAAAUACAAGACAAAACGGCAUUGUUUGUUACGUUGCCCGUCUUUUCCCCACGUAUCCAUCUACCACGCAUGAAAAAUGUUCCCGGUAUGUUUGUCGUGCCCGUAAUUGAUUCAUUGAAAAAAGGAAAAUCAUCACAGUAAAACAGUUUUUUCGGUUGAUCGCAGACCAUAAUCUUCUCCCACGGCAAUAGCACUGACAUAGGCUUGAUGUUUCCUCAUCUCCGAGAUAUCGCCGCGAAGUGCGACGUCAGUGUGCUGGCGUAUGACUACUCAGGGUACGUAUCAGAACUAUUUGUCGACGACAGAUAAAACACAUCAACAUCGUCAAUCAGCGUACUAGUACAAAACUAGUGUCGGAAAAAUCGAUGUUUUGCAGUAAAGGGCAGAAUAGUAAACUGUGACACGACACCAGCAUUUAGGGUAUUCAACAAAGACCAAACACCUGCUUCUUCAACAUCACAGUUACGGGUGCAGCACGGGCGAGCCGUCGGAGCGCAACCUGUAUGCGGACAUCCAGGCCGCAUUCCUGUAUCUCAUACGCAUGGCAAAAUUAUCGCACUCGUAAAGAUCAUUGCAGUCAUCUAGCAUUACAAAUCUAACUUUCUACCUGAUUCAGCAUGACAAACUGCAUACAUUUUUGUUUUUUCGAACGAUCGAACUAGUGGUACGAUAAUUUUGCAAUGCAUAACUGAACGAGGAGUGCAACAUCCCGAUGUCGCAGAUAAUUCUUUACGGACAGUCCGUCGGCUCCGCGCCGAGCAUCCACCUGGCAAACGAGCUGCAGCACGGCCUCGGGGGGCUCAUUCUCCACUCCGCGCUGAAAUCCGGCCUGGCGGUGGUAUACAGCAAAAUUCAGCACAGCCCCUGGUACGACGUCUUCCAAAACGUGCACAAGAUAAAGGAAGUAUCCUGUGCAAAAGUAUCGUACUCGUAUUGCAGUCAUGCGUUACAAAUCGUAUUCUUGAGGUAAAUCCGCAUUGUUCUCACGCUGAGGAAAUUUGUAAUGCAUUUAUACGAGCACACUUUUGCAAUGCAUAGGAAGUGGACGCCCCCGUAUUUCUGAUCCACGGCACGGCCGACUUGGAAGUGCCGAUUGACCACGGGAAAGCUUUGUACGAAGCGUGUCUGUAUCCUGUGCAAAAGUAUCGUACUCGUAGUAAUUGCAGUUAUGCAUUACAAAUCUUUUUCCUAAGGUCAUUCAGCAUCACAAAUUUCAUUUCUCAUGCUGUGGAGAUUUGUAAUGCAAAUCAUACUAGUGCGAUACAAUACUUUUGCAAUGCAUAGUCUGCGGCCCUUUCCUCCCUGGUGGGUGCACGAGGGCGGACACAACGACAUCGAAGUCAUUUGGCGGUAAAAAAGAGAUGAUCAAGAUGAAAUAUGUGUACGUAUAAAAAAUUUUCUCUGUGUAUCUCUAUCUACGUUGUAGUUAGAAUGUGUUUCAAAUUCAAUUAAUUUUCGUUCAUGCCGGCGUCACAACUACCACUACGACAGGCAAGAUGAACUUAUUCAUUUUCUGUAUCGUGAUACACCGCCUGGAAAAUUCUAUCAGAGCCACGUUUUUCACCAAAAUCCGGGGCUUUUUGGAUUCGCUGGAGUGAAGACCGGUGGAAGCUAGCCGAUCUUGGAGUGCAGUGACGGUUCGACGGCCGCCCUGGCUGUGGUCUGCCGUGGAGGUCGUGCAGCUCAUUUUGCGUCAGACGACAACGAGGAAAGGGAAACACAAACUCGACGACUUCUUGCCAUAUUCUUCCGGAUCUUGCUGCUAGUACUGCAGCUGGUUCGUGUGGGAAAAAUUGGGAGCCUUUCCUGUUUUGUUCCCCUGCCGCUAUACAUACGUCGAUCCUCAUCUGCUCCUUCGGAAGAGGCAAACUGUUGAUGUGCUGUGCUCUCGCAAAUGUGGUCUGUGUGCUUUCGCAGCAAGCAAUUUCAAUGAUGAUGAAAACAUGCUCAGACUACAACUUGUUCAACUCUCGCGAACACGAGCAGUUGCUUGUGGUGCAUGUGAGAAACGCUGCGGAAAGUAGCUGCGACGAACAAAAGCAAGUGCAAACGUGCCUACUUCAGCUGUGAUUUUUCACAGUCAAACUCAU